GCGUCUCUCUUUUCCUUCUUCUGGUUUUCUGUUCCCAGCACAAGGACGAAAUCAUGGCACCUGCAAAGAUCACCAAGGACAAGUACUCGGUCAUUCUGCCGACGUACAACGAGAGGAAAAACCUCCCCAUCGUGGCAUGGCUGCUGAAUCGCACCUUUACAGAGAACAACCUGGACUGGGAACUCAUCAUCGUUGACGACGGCUCUCCCGACGGCACCCAAGAAGUCGCCAACCAGCUCGUCAAGGCCUACGCUCCCCACGUCGUCCUCAAGACUCGUUCCGGAAAGCUAGGUCUCGGAACUGCCUACGUCCACGGCCUGCAAUUCGUCACCGGCAACUUCGUCAUCAUCAUGGACGCCGACUUCAGUCACCACCCCAAGUUCAUCCCCGAGAUGAUUGCUCUGCAGCAGAAGGGCCACUACGACAUCGUCACCGGCACCCGCUACGCUGGCAACGGCGGCGUCUUUGGCUGGGACCUCAAGCGCAAGUUUGUCAGCCGCGGCGCCAACUUGUUCGCCGAUACCGUGCUGCGACCGGGCGUUAGCGACCUGACUGGUAGCUUCCGCUUAUACAAGAAGAGUGUUCUGGAGAAGGUUAUUUCAAGCACGGAGAGCAAGGGUUACACUUUCCAGAUGGAGAUGAUGGUUCGUGCCAAGGCUAUGGGAUGCACCGUUGCCGAAGUGCCCAUCUCUUUCGUGGACCGAGUGUACGGAGAGAGCAAGCUGGGCGGCGAUGAAAUUGUUGAAUACGCCAAGGGUGUAUUUUCUCUGUGGCUAAAGGUCUAAGGAUUAAAAAAAACAAAGGACAGAAAGAAAGAUGUAUCAUAUGGAUUGCUACGAGUUGGAUGGGCCGGCGUUAAUAUCACUGAGAAGGGUAGUCCCGUUUCUAAUUAAUCAAAUAUACCAUUGCCA
Molecule: messenger RNA, 911 nt
Organism: Trichoderma asperellum CBS 433.97
Lineage: Eukaryota; Fungi; Ascomycota; Sordariomycetes; Hypocreales; Hypocreaceae
Gene: DPM1
Product: dolichol-P-mannose synthesis
Biological process (GO): protein O-linked glycosylation via mannose; dolichol-linked oligosaccharide biosynthetic process; GPI anchor biosynthetic process
Cellular component (GO): endoplasmic reticulum membrane
Molecular function (GO): dolichyl-phosphate beta-D-mannosyltransferase activity
Source: RefSeq, a predicted model, not a curated record